Acipenser ruthenus (sterlet) is the source of this 6248-nucleotide messenger RNA. Its product is annotated as protein spire homolog 2-like. The transcript is spliced from 15 exons. Bases 31 to 2358 code for a protein of 775 amino acids. The record is from RefSeq and is a predicted model, not a curated record. Lineage: Eukaryota; Metazoa; Chordata; Actinopteri; Acipenseriformes; Acipenseridae. Gene Ontology annotation, molecular function: actin binding. Gene Ontology annotation, cellular component: cytoplasmic vesicle membrane; cell cortex. Gene Ontology annotation, biological process: actin filament network formation; establishment of meiotic spindle localization; Golgi vesicle transport.
AUUCCAGCAGAUCAAAGCCAGCUUUCGUUCAUGAAUCAUUGCUGUUAUGGAAACCCGAAGCUGCAGCAGUUACAAGGCUUUGUGAAAGGGAGAACAUGGCUCCUUGGUUGUUGGAAUAAUGGAGCAGCAGCAGAAAUGGCCAGAUCAGCGAGCGGCAACAGCGACAGCAACGAUACCGUGUCUCCCCAAGACCGGGCUGAGGUUCGGGAGCUGUAUGACCCAAAGGAGCUGUCAUUGGAAGAAGUGCUGAAAUCAUACGAACAGCCCAUUAAUGAAGAACAGGCAUGGGCGGUGUGCUACCAGUGCUGCCGGGGAUUAAGCCAGCUCCUCCCGGGAGAGGACCAGUGUGAGUUCGGGAGAGUCAAGGAUCCUGGAUCCAUAUUGUUGCACAAGGAUGGUGCAGUCACCUUGUAUAGGGAUCAAAGCACCCAAGAUGCGAAAAGGAAACACUCUGAGCAAGCAACUUCAGACGGGCAGAUUGUGCAGUCCCUGGGCUUCGCCAUCUACCGUGCGCUGGACUGGGGCCUGGAUGAGAGCGAGGAACGGGAGCUGAGCCCCCAGCUGGAGCAGCUCAUCGACCUGAUGGCUAAUGGGGAUAGCGAGGGGGGCAGCAGCGGCACUGCAGACGAGGGCUACAGCGGGCAGGAGGAAGAGGAGGAGCCGGAGUCAGAGGUCCCGCCCCGCACUGUGCGCUCCUUCCACCAGGUGAUGGCAGUGUGUGCUGCCCGACUCUCCAACCCCUCUGAGGCCCAGACCCACUACCAGGCAGUCUGCCGAGCCCUCUUCGUGGAGACCUUGGAGCUCCAGACCUUCCUCAUCAAGAUCAAGAACGCCAAGGAGAUGCUGAACAAGAUCCGAGAGGAGGAGAACCCUGACGCGGGACCCACAGCUGAGUUAGACAAGCUCAGGCACACAGACUGGACGCGGCUCUGGGUGCAGUUGAUGCGAGACCUGCGGAAUGGUGUCAAGCUGAAGAAGGUCCAGGAGCAGCAGUUUGACCCGCUGCCUACCGAGUUUGAGCUCACCCCCUUCGAGAUGCUCAUGCAAGACAUCCGCGCCCACAACUUCAAACUGCGCAAGGUCACGGUUGACGGUAGCAUCACAAAGCGGGUAAAGAAGGAUGCGCACGAACGCAUCCUGGAUUUUAUCAGAUCUCGACCUCCAUUAAAACCGGCGUCUGAAAGGAGACUUCGGCCACUGCCUGAGAAGGAGCACACCCUCCAUGAGAAAAUCCUGGCAGGAAUCAAGCAAGAGAGGAAGCUGCGACCAGUGGAGUCCCCCUGCAAGAACAGGAGAAACUUUGGCUCCCUGCCCUGCAUUGUCCAGGUCUGCUCCAGUGAUGUGACGUCCACCUCUUGCAUUGACCUCUCCAUGCCAGAGGGUGCUGCCAGAGCACCACCGCAACGCCCUCGGGUCCUGCUCAAGGCCCCGACCCUGGCUGAGAUGGAUGAGUUGAAUAUCUCUGAGGAAGAAGAGUCUCCGAACGGGGAGAUGAGGAGGGUGGAGAGUUCGCCGGUGCCUCUGAAGCGCGACCACUCCUUCUCUGAGCGAGACCUGGCCCAGCUGCAGAGCGAGAUGGCACAGUCACAGUCUGCAUCGGCACACCUGGCUGGGAGAGGGGAACGGACGCGCUCUGGCAGUGUGGGCCUCUCAACCAGGGAUGCAAUUCACUACAGGGCUUCUCUCCCCGCUGGUGGAGCCAAGAGAUCAACAGCAUUCUCCCCUGGGAGAGGCUCACUUAGCUCAGUGGAGGAGAGGUCAGAGAGAGACGGCAGCUCUUUGUCCAAACACAGCUCCACAAACCAGUGGAUGGAGGAGUUCAGCCAUCCUGUGGAGAGUCUUGCUCUGACCAUCGAGGAGGUGAUCAACGUGCGCAAGGUGUUGGUGAAAGCAGAAAUGGAAAAGUUCCUUCAGGACAGGGAGCUGAGUAAUAAUCUGAAGAAGGGGAAGGUUUGUUGCUGCUGUCGAGUGAAGUUCCCAUUGUUUUCAUGGCCGUCAAGUUGCCUCUUCUGCAAAAGAAAUGUGUGUGGAUCCUGCAGUGUAAAGAUGAAGAUCCCUUCAAAGAAGCUGGCACACUUACCUGUUUACGCCGUGGGUUUUGAGAGCACUGGAGGCCGUCACUCCAAGAAGCAUGACAUCUAUCAGUCUCUAAGGAGUCUGAGCAGCCGGUCAGUUGAAGAGGAGUUCCCUCAUCUCUAUACCAACGGCUGCAGUCUGAAGGACACCUGCACUGAGUGCACCAAGUUUGUCGGUGAUGUCAUCAUCUCGAGCCGGAAGAGUUUGGACAUUCUGAACAGCACACCCAGAAAAGCCCAAUCCCUGCGUGUCCCUGCUGGGAGGUCUGCAAAGUAUAAAUAAACUCCUUUUCCACUCAGGACUUCAUUCAGCCAUCUCUGAACUGAAAAAGCAUAAUGUUCCUUUACCGGCAUGUUCUAAAUAAUGCAGUAUUGCCUGUGAUAGCUUCUCCUUCCGGUUCUCUCCUGAAGCACAUUCCUCAGCAUCUUGUCUGAAAGAACAGCUCUACAGCCAGCCAGGUAUGGCCUUGCAAACCCACAGAGUGUGUUGCCAUUGGCUUUGCAAAUCACAAAAUCAUUGUAAAGGUAUUUAAUGAAUGUGAUUGUGAUCCACAGCCACGUCUGAAAUAGGCCUUCUGUAUUGGAGUGGAGAGAGCAACAUUCUGCCUUGCCUGAACAAGUGCAGCUUGGAUUUAAAAAAAAGGGAACAUGCAAGGUAGUGAUUCACAAAAGGUGUUGGGAUGGUAAAAUAAGGACCUACAUCUGCUCUGCGACCCUGCAGCAUGGGAUUAUGAAGCUCCAGAAAUGUGAAAAAGACACUAACCUUUCUAUAUUGUCCACACUGAGACCUAGCGAAAUAUUCUUUAAAGCUUUAUAGUUCAUCAGGACUUCCAUCACAACUACCAUGGAUGUGGCUGGAAAUGUACAGUAAUUCCUGAUCAAAGAUUUGUAUGUAUAUAAAAAACAACACAUGUGUAUUGCUGCUGCUGCUGCUGCUGCUGCUGCUGCAAAAUGAAAGAAAAUGCAUCUCUAGUGUAAAGCAGAAGAAUACUGUUGGUUGUCUUUUUUAUGUGUAUAUAUGAGGAGUACCAUUUUUUUUUUUUAUCCCUCAGUAAACAAAAAUGAUGUACAGUAUUUGCGUUGGAGUUCUGCAAUCCACACCAGUAGCUGGUCUUUAAUUGACAGCAUGGGAAUGUUUUCAAUUUAAUAACGUAGCUCAACAGGGUAGUUACACAGGAGUGGUUGCAUUUCCAACCAUUGAAUUCUGUGGUUGCAGAAUUACAACAAGGCUACUAGAGCAUGAAGAGCCAAGUAUCCUUGAUUUUUUUUGGAGUAUGAGAUGGAUUUUCAUAAUGGCAGUAAUAACCUAGAUGUACCGAAGUGCGUUCUUUCGUUAUGAUUGCUUCCCAAGUUAUUUAAAAAAAAAGGGUUAACUUGUUUUUGUGUCCUGCUGCUCUGGUAGAGGUGACUUUAUCAUGUUGUGUUUUUUUUUUUGUUUUCCCCACUUGGUUUGUGUGUGUCAUGUUACCCUACAUUUGUUCUCAUGAGAAAAGAUUGUAUGCUAAAUUUGUGACGAUAGGGAAAGCUACCUGGCUUUGAUUCUCCAGUUAGUUGUAUUAAAAUGGUGCCAACAGCAAAAGGAUCAUCUUAACACGGAAUAAAAUGAAACUGCAGUAAAACUGCUGUAGUGUGUUGUGCGUAAUACAUGCUGUCAAUUGCUAUGGCAUGCAAAGAUUGAAGCAGAUUUAUUUAUUAUCCAGCCCAGGGUAAUAUGUAGUAAUGGUUAUUGGGAGUAACGUAUUGCGAGAUAUACGGAGGUGUCUCUCUGUAUAUCGUUUACAUUUCUAUAUGUAUAACACAAGUUAUUCCACACACUGUAAAUCAAUCACUUUGUACUUUUACAUUGAUACAAACCUCAUUUGCGUACCUUAUGACAUAUAGCUCUUCCACAGUGCUUCCCAAUUUAAACUAUUCCAUUGCCAUUUCUUCUAAAAUAUUCUGUACAUACUGUUGAUGCACGUCAUAGUCAUCAACGUUUUCGUCAUACUGAGGGUAAUAUAUUGAACUCGCAGCCAUGGUGGUUGAUAUUUUAUGUUGUUUUUUGCAUUAUUGUAACUUACAGUGGCCACUGACCGUUCAUGUCCAGAGUAUUGACUAGGGUUGACUUUUCAAAACCUUUCUAAAGAUUUUAACAACUUCAGCCUCCCCCUCUAAUCCUUCUUUGUUCUAGGCUAAAUAGAUUGUUCCCUCAUUCUAUCUCCACAACUCAUUUCAGUAAACCCUGGGAUUAGUCUGCGCCUUUCAGUCUGGCCGUUGUUUAGUAUUGCCCUUAAAUUUUGUUAACCUCUCACCUUUGAUAUAUGCUAUUUAGCUUGGCAGAAAAAAGUGGGAGAAAUAAAAAUCCCUUUCUUUUCUGUUUUGAGAUCUGAUCUUUGAUUUGUGGAACAGGAUGGCAGACCAGGGACCUCAUUGAAACUAAUAGCUCUGCAGCUAUCUCUCAAAUCUAAAUCAGUAUAAUAACUGCAGCGAUUUUGAAAGUUUGUAUCAUUCUGACAACUGUGCUGUGGACUCGGGUUAGAGUUGAGACCAAGCUGAGAUCUGAUUAAUCUUAAGUGAUGCGUUUUAGCUUAAAAGAGACAGAAGUUUAUAACGAGUUACCCUCGUCUCUAUACACUGGAAAUGCAUUUAAAGUAAUUGUUUAUUUUCAAAGGGUUUCCUCCAUUCUUUAACUCCUAUUUUGUAAAAGGAGAAAAAAAAAUCAUGUUAGUAUUACAGGCAUCAAAUGUGGACUUUCAUGCAGGGUCAUGAGGACAUUCCUAAUUAACGUGCAUGAUUGUAAGUUCGGUUCAAUACCUACAGGCCCAUAGAUUUCUAAGAAAAGUGAUCCUAUGGUGUAGUAUACCAUGAAGAGGUUUAUUUUUUAAAUUGCCAUCUGGGGAACUGUUCUGUUUUAGAAAUACCAUGGAUGCCUUUUUCCAAAGGAGGGACAAUCUUAGCUAAUGGUCUAGUGCCCCUUUGUGGAUAUUAAAAUUGUGUCAAAUUAGAGAACUGGAAUUUUGUUUAUUUAUUGUUUAUUUAGCAAACACCUUUAUCCAAGGCGACUUACAGAGACUAGGGUGUGUGAACUAUGCAUCAGCUGCAGAGUCACUUACAAUUACGUCUCACCCGAAAGACAGAGCACAAGGAGGUUAAGUGACUUGCUCAGGGUCACACAAUGAGUCAAUGGCUGAGGUGGGAUUUGAACUAGGGACCUCCUGGUUACAAGCCCUUUUCUUUAACCACUGGACCACACAGCAUUGCCAUACUCCUGGGGCCGGGUUUUGAAAACUUUUGUAAUCAGAUUUCCGCGUUUGAUCUGGAUUAUAUUGUGCAAUUGGGUUUUUCAAAACAUCGAAAUGCGAUCGGGAUUACUGUGAUCCGGAUUUCGUUUUGGUAGUCAGAUCGUACUUUUAAUCACGAUUUAAAUGUUGCAGUUGGGUUUUUCAGAAUUUAAAGAGGAGAUCACGAUUACUUUGAUCCAGAAUACCUGGAGUAUCCUACUGCGGAGGUGCUUUUAAAUUAUCAUAGAACAUCAAUAUUUUGUUUUGAAUUGUCACAGCAAACACACACUAUAUGUACAUAGUGUUAGAAUAUAAUAUUUACAUAUUUAUUUGUUUUGUGUCCAUGCAAGAUAAAAGGAAAACACGCAUUUAGUGGUGUAUAGCUUUAAUAAAAAAGCAUAUGCAUACGCCUCCACAUACACCUCCUUAAAACUCGUCUGAGAGAUGCUGGACUCCCGACCGAAGAGGAAGAGGAAGACGAUGAAGAUGUCUAAAAACACAUAUCCUUUUUUUUGUUUUUCAAACGUUUUAUUUUUAUUCAGUUUAGAUGUAGUUAUUUAAUUUCUGCUAAAUACAUAAAAUAACCAUUAUUUGCUUGUGUUAUAUGUGCACUAACAUUAAAAGUGAUUUAGAUUUUGUUAAAAAUAUAACAUACAACACAAUAGUUAUGUAUGUCAUUAUUACCACAAUCUUAUUUAUUUUGUUAAAUUAGGUUAUAUAUUGUUAAAUUAGGUUAUAUUAUAAACGGGCAGCAGUGUGGAGUAGUGGUAAGGGCUCUGGACUCUUGACCGGAGGGUUCAAUCCCAGGUGGGGGACACUACUGCUGUACCGUUGAGCAAGGUAGAUUGCUCCAGUAAAAACCCUGUAUAAAUGGGUAAUUGUCUUUAAAAAAAAAAAAAAAAAAAAAAAACAA